AUGAGCUUUAAUGAGCUCCUGCAAGAAUGGUGUAACGCACGGCCAGCAACUGUGCGCCACACACAAGUUAUUUCAUCCGCACUACGAAAGUCGUUCUUUGAGCGAGUCUUCCAACUUUGGGACUCUAAUGAGACUUUCGUAUCCCUACCUGAGCUGCUCCCGAAAAAGUUACGCCAGACCUCCUACGAAGCCGGACUUUUCAAGGCCAACCUACCUGUCACCCCAUCGAAGCGCAAGCGCGGAACAACCAAGCAGGACAAUGAUCACCGAAUGGCCAGCGCUCCCGCUUUCUUGAGUGUCGAGUUCAGUUCUGAGGCAGAGGGGAGAGAGUUCCGCCUCGUCUGGAAAGACGGGGGAAGCACGAAGGUCCCUGUUGAAUAUGUCAAGCUUAUAGACGGGAUGACCAAAGCUAAGGCAAUCGAAGGAGCCAUCAUGAACUGGGACCGAAACGAGAGGGCUAGGGUGGAGGAGUAUAACACAAAACUCAUUAUCGCGCUCGCCCGAAUGCGAAUCAUUCGAUUUGCCAAGGCGGGAACUCAUGCUUUCCCUUAUAUCCCUCAAGACCUUCGGGUCAAUAACAGAACGAUCCAAUGCAAACUCAUCACUGAUGAGUUUGAUGAGUUUUUCCAAAUGAUGAAGGCUGUUCAUGAGGGCCUUAGCCGCAGCAAGCUCGGCGCUCCCAACCACAUGAUGCAGACACGAAAAAAGGCAUAUUGA
Molecule: messenger RNA, 717 nt
Organism: Fusarium odoratissimum NRRL 54006
Lineage: Eukaryota; Fungi; Ascomycota; Sordariomycetes; Hypocreales; Nectriaceae
Exons: 1
Coding region: 1-717 (238 amino acids)
Source: RefSeq, a predicted model, not a curated record